ACACCCGAUCCUCAACGGUUCCUCUGGGAAGCGGUUCGGACGCAGGAUUCGAUGGGGAGCGAGCUGUACAGAAAUUCAUCGAAGCGGACGUACACUGGUCUGCUGGAGGGGCGGACCCCGGUUGGUUAUGACGCAGCACUCGUAGAUCUCAGCUUCGGUUUGAGGUCUAGGACUGAAGAGGACGUUACACACACCGUUCUCGUGAACCCAGCUUCCGGCACCAACCACGCACCACCUUCAGUGGGGGCGUCGGGCCUUCCUUAUACCCCCGCCUGGUGUUUUGGUCAGUCGGGCGACGAACGUGGAGUCCUUUCACGAAGGCGGGGGGCAGUGGGCACAACAGGUGUGGCCGCGUCGAGGACGGGGACAGGUGGAUCGACGACACCAGCCAGUAGAAUCGACGAACGAGGGGACGCCGAUGAGGGCUCCGCUGUGGAGGUCGUGGGACGAAAGGUUUGGGAUGAUCAUCGGCGACAAUCGCGUCAAUCGAGCACGUCCUCCAUAACGAGAGGGGUGGCGAACAUUAAUGUGAGGGCGGACGAUGUGUUUGGCGAUUGCGAUGGUGCAGGGGGCGAAGAUUGCGCUGCAGGCGGCAGGAGCAAUGACAACGACGAGGACGUCGACGGGGAGAUGGAGAUUCGUCAGAUAGGGAGGAAGUGGGGAGGGUCAAGGGCCACAAACAAGUCUGCAGAACCGCGCGCGGGGCGGAGAGGCAAGAAGGGUGCGGGAGAUUCACCAGGACUUGCAUCUGGCCAGCCUCAGCCACAACAGCGGAAGGAUGAAGACGAAGACAUGGAAGUGGGACGGCGUAGAGAAGAGGCUCAUGCAGAUGGGGUGAUGAGUAGAAAGUCCGAGGACUGCGGGAAAAAAUGGGAUAACCUGUACCAACAGUUCAAAACCAUGCACAAGUUCAUGGGAGAAUCGGGGAAGCCAAAUUUCUUCACACUAACGUCGGCGGAGAGGAAGGAGCGGGGGUUCGAAUUUCGGAUGGAUAAGUGUGUGUAUUGGGAGAUAAAGGCCAUGUCCAGGGGCGAUCACGCUAUACACCCCACGAAUCUCGUGGACACGGGUGUGGCCGGAGGUGUUCAAAUGCCAUGUCCACGUGGAGGUCGGAAUGAAUCCGGCGGUAGCGAGGGAUGCGGGGAUGGACAGGACGACGAUCAAGGAUCGACGAGGGAUUCAACGUUCAGCGGCGUUGGUGGUGGCGGGGGCGGCAAACGAAAGAAUGUAAGACAGCAGACCUUCGACACGAUUGCAGACGUCAUGAAGGACCACGGGAAUCUGAUGGCGACGACAGUGGACAGCGCGAGCAAGAGAAAGUGCUCAAUUCUGACGAGGCAAUGCGGCAUGAAAGAGCGAGAGCUAGAAGUGCAGAAGGAACACUACGUGAAGGCCGACUAGGCGAACUUCAUAAUGUGCAACGCCCUUCUGGAGAUUGAUAAAGCGAUCCGCGAGCG
This is a messenger RNA of Chara braunii, 1457 nucleotides long. Lineage: Eukaryota; Viridiplantae; Streptophyta; Charophyceae; Charales; Characeae. The record is from the annotation of a GenBank genome assembly.